AUGACCCAUACCGCUGCUGCAACUCCAUCGGACGUUCCCUCCGACCCAUCAAGCCCAACAGGACAGCUUUGUACAUGGAUAUCUUCCCUCACAUAUGACGAUAUCCCAGAAAACCUUCGUGUCCGUGCCAAAUAUCUCAUUCUUGACGGCAUCGCAUGCGGCUUAGUCGGCGCCCAUCUACCGUGGUCCGAAAAAGCGACUCAAGCUCUGAUAGAACUGGAACUUACAGAGGGCUCGGCCGGCGUCAUUGGCUAUGAGCGCCGAAUCAAUGCUCUCAAUGCGUGCUUGCUAAACAGCUCAUUCAUUCAGGGAUUUGAGCUGGAUGAUUGGCACACCGGAGCUCCUCUGCAUUCGAAUAGCAUCAUUCUUCCCGCCUUGCUCGCCGCAUCUGAUCAUUUGUCCUUGAAGCCAAGCGCAGCUUCAUCUUCUUAUUCUGGAACCGGCAAGGAUUUCAUAGUAUCAUACAUUGCUGGAUUGGAAGUUGGGCCUCGCGUUGGCCUUGCUCUUCAUGGACCUCACAUGUUGUCCAUGGGAUGGCAUUCAGGCGCCGUCUUUGGCCCUCCCGCAUCCGCCGCCGCGGUAGGGAAAUUUCUCGGAUUAUCAGCCGGCGCCAUUGAAGAUGCUUUUGGUAUCGCAUGCACUCAGGCUGGUGGAUUAAUGUCCGCGCAGUUCGAGUCUGAAGUGAAGCGAAUGCAGCAUGGUUUCGCAGCAAGAAACGGCCUCUUGGGCGGAAUCCUCGCACAAACUGGCUACAUUGGGAUAAAGCGCGUAUUUGAACGCGAAUACGGCGGCUUUCUCAAGCAAUUCACCAGCGGUAACAGCAUGGAGCCGCAGUACAAGGUCGAUGAAAUCGCCAAAGGGCUUGGCCGAGAUUGGCUGAUGAAGGGCGUUGCAGUCAAGCCAUAUGCCAGCAUGGCGGGCACACACAACACGGUGGAUUGCUUGACAGAUCUGCGUCAGCUUUAUCCCGAAUUGAUGAAUGAUUUAUCCGGGAUUGAGAGAAUUCUAAUUGAGUUGAGCAAGCCUGCUUUUGAGCACGGAGGAUGGGACACCAAGCGUCCCUUGACAGCGACGGGAGCGCAGAUGAGCAACGCGUAUGUUGCAGCCACAUACAUUGUUGACAGUGCAAUUCUUCCAGCUCAAUUCUCUGCCCAGGCGAUUGAGAGAGAUGAAGUCUGGGAAUUGGUGGACAAGACGACGUGUGAGCUCAACAACGACUUUGACAAGAUGCGAACUCGAGUGAGUGUCUGGUUCAAGGGCAGGUCGGAGCCCAUCAUUGCGGAUCGGCACUUGGCGAAGAGCGUUAAGCCGCUGCUGAGCAAUGAUGAGAUCCUUGAAAAGUGGAAGAACAUUACGGCUAAUGUUAUUGACGACGAGCGAAGGCAACAGAUUGAAGGUGUUAUUCUAAAUCUUGAGGAUUGUAGUGAUCUUGGUGUAUUGAGUCAGUUGCUCAUGGGCAAGACGGCGAAUCCGAUUGGAUGA
Messenger RNA from Trichoderma aggressivum f. europaeum, 1482 nucleotides. RefSeq lists its product as uncharacterized. Bases 1 to 1482 code for a protein of 493 amino acids. The transcript has a single exon. The record is from RefSeq and is a predicted model, not a curated record. Gene Ontology annotation, molecular function: lyase activity. NCBI's taxonomy places the organism in Eukaryota, Fungi, Ascomycota, Sordariomycetes, Hypocreales, Hypocreaceae.